CUGGAGAUGUCAGGGAUCAUUUGUUUGCCUGCUAAACACACACGUUGGCUACACUGUUAUUAUUUCCUCAUGAUUCUGUUUGCUGGCUGUCAGUCUUGCCUCUCAGCGAUGCUAAUGACAGCUUUAGAUGUGACACUUGGGGUUUUUCCAAUCUCCUGAAGCUUCAAGUGGAGACUCAAGGGGGGAGUCAGUCUGGAAGAUCUCUGGGAAACAUUGUGAAAGUUUGUCUCAAUCAGGGAUCUAAGACUCCUCUGUCAGAGUGGAGCCAGGGUUGUUUAGAUCCAACAUGUAUUCAGAAGAGGUUGCUGAUGUGAUGCAGCCACGUGCAGUUACCAGGCCACUGUGGCAUGAAGGAUGAAGAAGUAGGAAGCAGUGACCACAGCCCUGAGAGCUGAUGUUCUGAGCUGACUGUCCGAACAUCAUAGGCAUACUGGGUAGACACUGGGAGAUCAAGCUCACACUUGAAGCCAAAUGUGCUCUCAGCUUAAUAGCCUUCAGUGAAUGCUGCAUUCAUAGGGGGUUGAAUCUGUGAUGAGACUCUCAGAACACCUGAUGUGUGCAGGAGAGAAAGUUGGUCUCAUGAGAACCUCUGCUCCAGGUCUCCGAUGAGUUCUUUCUCUCUUUCUCAUUCUGGGCAUGAGAGCAUGAGAGACGGUUGACAGUGCACAGCACUUUACUGGAGGAUCAGCACCUAUGUCGGAAAACCUGUGCAAAACAAACACAGCUUGUUUUAAUGCAAGUUUAGCGCUGCAAGUCUGAUGAACACUGACUGUGCUGCAGCGUUUCCAUUGUGAAUCACUGAGACACUCUCUGGCUCUCCACGUUCCUCGACACCUUUGGCAGCUAGUAAUGCUGCUACACCAGGACACAGAAGUCCGGCCCACUCUGCAGACACAGCCUCUCUCGCUCUAAUUCUCUCCCUCUCUCUCUCACUGUGUGUGAUGCUGAUCCGCGAGUGAGGCUCGCUGCACUGUCGGACCGGCUGCUCGCUCACUCAGACACAGGCAGGGAGCAGACAGCACUUUAGCGCUCGAUGCAAAUCAAGUGACCUACAAAGCAGCUUGAGAGUGGACAAGAAUGAGGACGUAUCCUGCGCACUGAGUGGCUGUCCGGAGCUCUGCAGCACAAGGACGGGAGCUGCCCUGGAGGGACUCGAUCAAGGUGGAGUUCAGAGACCAGGAUGUGGCUGACGUUAUGGAACUGUUACUGAUAGGAACCUGGGUUUGUCGCUGGCUACAGGAGGGCCUUUGAGCAUGUGUUGAUCACCAUUUACUGGCUGGGUCGAGCUGCCAACGGAUGCACCUCCUACAACGGGCCCACACUGGACCUGAAAGAGUUCAACAGCUUGUUGUCACAGAUGCGAAAGGAGGCCGAGGAGGCAGAGAGCCCUAAACGCAGCAUCCGGGACAGCGGCUACAUCGACUGCUGGGACUCUGAACGCAGCGACUCUCUCUCCCCACCACGGCACGCCCGCGAGGACUCAUUCGACAGUCUGGACUCCUUCGGUUCGCGCUCACAACAAACCCCGUCACCGGACGUCCCAGUGACCCGGGGCAGCAGCGAUGGCCGUGGCAGCGACUCCGAGUCUGACGGCGCCCCCCACAGGAAGAUCCCAGACGUUCGUAAAGACGACAUGCUAGCGCGGCGGACGUCCGUCACUGAGCUUAGAACGGCCAUGCCCUUCAACCAGUACCUGCCCAACAAGAGCAACCAGAGUGGAUACGUGCCGACACCGCUCCGCAGGAAGAAGACAGAGGAGGCCGGGCGCAAAAGCUGGAGUACCGCCACGUCACCAGUGGGAGGCGACAGACCGCUGAGUAUGCCAUCUCGCUCGUGCUCAGAAGAACUCCUCCCACUGUCAGCGACCAGGACCGUGGUGUCAACCAGUCCUGCCAAGCUUCCUUCAACCUCAGAUCGAUCAAAGGUGACGGGAGAAGGGCCUCUUGUAGCGGUCGAGCUAGAAGACAGGAUGGCCUUGCCCAACAGUCCCUCAGCUGCCGAGACUGGAGGAGAUGAGCAGCCGGCCCAGAGCAGAGGGUUAGACGCCUCCGGUCCUCAGACACUCUGGCACACAGAUAAUGUGUCACAUGACCCACAGAGCUUGAGCAUGAUCGACAUGCGAGGCGAAGACGUCCUGCAGCCACACAGUCAGGUGCGACACGAGCUGAUGCACAACCAGUACAACAGGAUGAAGGAGGAUGAGGACCACUGGCAGGAUGAUCUGGCUCGGUGGAAGAACCGCAGGAGGAGCAUCUCUCAGGACCUGAUCAAGAAGGAAGAGGAGAGGAAGAUGAUGGAGCAGCUGAUGACAGGAGGAGGAACCGAAGGAGCGUCCCUGAGGAGGCGGAGCAUCAAGACUUACAAAGAGAUUGUUGAAGACAAGGAGCGCCGUGAGGAGGAGCUGCGGGCAGCUUACCGAGGAGCUAGAACUCAGGAGGAGGCGUCCGCCGUCCUCCAGCGCUACGCUCAGCGGUUCUCCAUCAGCGAAGCUGUGCUGGAGCGUCUCCAGCUGCCCAAGCUGCUGGAUCGCAGCGUGUCCGCCGACCCUUCAAACCCUGGCUCUCCCUUUCCACUCUCGCUCUCGCUGAGUUCCUCUCCCACCACUCCAGAACCCUCUGACAUGGACCCAAACGGCCCCAUGAGGUACCUGAGGCAGCAGUCGGCCCCAGCUCCAAAGUUCACUUCCACACUGGAGGCCCGCGUCGAGGAGUUUGCCAAAGACUCCAACCACAGACCUCAGAUCCGCUCGCGAUCGUCCGAGCCGCCGUCGACCAGAACUCUGUCGCCCAAACCAGUGCCUUUGCUGACACCCAAGCCUUACUUCCAGUUCCGACCCUCCGACUCUGAGCUGAGCCCAGGAAAGGUGGACGGUUUGCUGCGACUCAACGGCGACAUCAGCAAUGACAAUCCCACCACGCCCGACAGUCAAGGGAGUGACUCGCCUUUCUACUUCCAGCCAUCACCGUCUAACGAUGGCACUGGAAGCUCCGCCUCUUUCACGUGCAGUCCACGCCUCACGGAGCCGCAGAGGAGCUCAUCGCAGGACACGUCUUCGCCGAGUCGACCCACCUCGCUGCCAACGGCCCUGCUGAAGUCAGAAGAACAGUCUCGAAGAGGUCCUCAUGAGUCAGCUCUGGAGGAAGACUCGUCCCAAACUGAAGAAACCAAACAAAAAGCAGCUGAUCCAUCUCAAAAGGUCCAGUCUGGAGUCAGCCAGUCACAGACUGAGGAACAGCAGCGGGCCGAGAACCAACCAAAAGUAGCUGCCAGAUCGCUCGGAACUCCGUCACCCGGUGGCAUUACCACAGCAAACUCUAUCAAGUCUGAGUUGUCCACCAGUAACCCAAAUUUACGCCAGGAGUUCUUCACUUCACCAGAGGCAGAGGACAAGGAUCGCCAUGGAAACGUGUCUGUCCCGGUGUUGCCCCAGACCAGGCGGAGCGACCGCUGGUCUUGGGACCCGGACGAGGAGCGAAAGCGUCAGCGAAAGUGGCAGCGAGAGCAGGAACGCAUGCUGCAGGAGAAGUACAAGCUCGAGCAGGAGAAGCUGAAGGAAGAGUGGGAGAAAGCCCAGAAGGAGGUGGCAGAGGAAGAGAGGAGGUUCCAGGAGGAGGAGCAGAAGAUCCUGCAGGAGACGGUGACUCCUCUGACUCCUCGCUCCUCAGCUGUCCCCUCACCCAGCCGGGGACUGCCAUCCUCCUCUUCCUCCUCACCGGUGCAGGACACCAUUGUCCGCUCCCUGGCCGACUGGGAGAAGAAGCAGGACCUGCAGGAGAGGCACUCUAGAGCCGGCUCGGACGAAUCCAGGCAGAGAGACAUGGACAGGACGAGUGAUAUCAGCACUGCAGACGACAGCAUGAGGACGGGAAGGAGCUCAGGGAGUCACAGUCAGGCGGAGUCGCUCAACAACCUUCAGAACGGACAGAAGUUUCCCUCCACGCCAGGCAGGCAACAUGAGCUUCCAGCAGAUGGCAACAAAGCUGCUCGCCCUGCAGGAGAGCGCAGAAACAUCUCCACCAACGUCAGCCAGCGCUCCUCUACCCCGAGCGCCUCCUGCCCCCCUCCUCCAUCUGACUCACAGCCUCCUCCCCCCAACAGGUCUGUCAGUGGGAAGAAGCUGUGCUCCAGCUGUGGCCAGCCGCUGGGCAAGGGGGCGGCCAUGAUCAUCGAGACCCUCAGUCUCUACUUCCACAUCAACUGCUUCAAGUGUGGCGUGUGCAAAGGUCAGCUGGGAGACACCAGCACGGGGACGGACGUGCGGAUCAGGAACGGCCUGCUCAACUGCCACCCCUGCUACAUCCGCUCCCGCACGGCCGGGCAGCCCACCAUGUUGUGACGCCACCCUCCAGGAAGAGCAAGCUCCAGUGUAACCUGAUUAUCUCCAAAUGUCCCGUCUGGAGUCGCUGCCGCCUCUGAAGCUCCAGAGAUCCAUCAGCGGGCGGAGCCCAGCUUCAUGUCUAAGAUAUAAGUAUAUACUCUCUGUGCGUGUCUGUGGCCAUCGUUGAAGGCCCACAGCCAGGAAGUGAGAGAGCCUGGGUUGACAGAGUUCUGUCUUCCUGCUCCACGUCCUUCUGCGCCGUUACAGCGGACUCAUCAUGAAUGUAACGCAUCAGCUGCUUGGUUUCCUCCUCCUGACUAGACUUGUCAUAGGCUGGUGGCCCAUGGACCUGAUGGUCCUGAAGUCCAGGCCCACAGCAGUGAAAUCACCCCCUGUCUGUCCGCCGCAACACGAUCUCUGACCCGUGCCUUAGUGAGAGACCUGGACUCUGAGCAGCUGGUGGCUGCGUCCACACUCCCGCCAGCCAACUCCAGCCUGUGGCCUGAGAGCUUUACACACCUCCAGAGCAGAGCAAGAAGGGUGAGAAGGUCAGCUGGUGAGGCAGAGGUCACUGGACGUUGCGAGUGCAGGGGCGAGAGGUGUCGGAGGUGAGCCAGGUGGAGGACCUGAAUCAUGGAGGCUCUGGUCCUCGGUGGUGUGAUGGAGUGUGAUGAUGGUUGGAGGAUUCAGCCUGAGCAGAGAGAAGUGCAGCGCCAUCUCAGAAGGAACUGAUGAGUUGAACUUCUGGAUGUGUGUAUUGAAUUCAGAUUGAUUCAUUAAAAAUCUAAGUAUCCAUUAAGCUUAAUUCUUCCUAAUAAAGCCUGGAGUCUCCUGGAGGUCUUGGUCAGGUCGCUUCAUGAGGCAAACUAAAGUCUUCAAGAGGCAUGAGGGUGAACAGAGCCAUGUGGUGUUUGGAGUCUGAUGUUGGGGUCGGGUGGUCACAUGACAGGUGGUGAGCUCUUCUGUGGGUGGAGUGUGGACGCGGCCCGGGCUGCUCGGAUGAGGAUUCAUUCACGAGCCUCACCCCGAGACUCUCCGGGUGGCUGGCCAGAGUCCCCAGAAACCACAGCCUCCAUCAGCCUCUGAGGCCAGCUGCAAAGCAAAACCAUGGGCUCCAGCCUCUCAUGCGUUACGUGACUUCCUGCUCUCCUCCGUGAGGCGACGGCGCCGCCGCUGUAUUUAUUGUCACUCUGGCACGAUCCCAGCUGAUGUUCCCUGCAGAGGACGGUUUCUAAAUAAAGUCUGAAACUGAAACUCUGGUCUGCGUGUUCUGACUCUCACUCCUGCUGUCUCUUUUGUCGCCAAGCAUCUCUGACUCGACCGUCCACAUGUCUGUCUGUGCUGUGUUCUCCUGCCGUCCCACCUCUGCCUUUUCUGUCUGCCUUCCUCUCAGUCCUGAGUUUGUCUUUCCCUGGCUUUUCUUCUUCCUCCCUCAUUCUCCUCACCUGUCUUCCGCUCUCUCUGUCUCACCUUCUUCUCCUGUCAGGAUGGAACUCUGAGAUGUCCAGAUCUGCGCUGACGUCAGUACCUGCUGACAUCAGCGCCCAGUG
Molecule: messenger RNA, 5868 nt
Organism: Synchiropus splendidus (mandarinfish)
Lineage: Eukaryota; Metazoa; Chordata; Actinopteri; Syngnathiformes; Callionymidae
Product: LIM and calponin homology domains-containing protein 1-like
Exons: 24
Coding region: 1358-4336 (992 amino acids)
Biological process (GO): positive regulation of stress fiber assembly; regulation of focal adhesion assembly
Cellular component (GO): stress fiber
Molecular function (GO): myosin II head/neck binding
Source: RefSeq, a predicted model, not a curated record